CCCACUUCUGACCGCAAAGCGCUAUCGGAUGGGGAGAGGGCCUCCGGUGAUGUUGUGAAGGGUUUGCGACUGUUGCUAGGUCAGAGUGAUGGUUCCCACCACCCAGACACCCUACACUCUGAUUGGCUUGCGAAGUGCCACCGUCAACCAAUAAAAUCUCAAUGCGUUCGAAAUGAGACAUUUACAAUUUAACAUCAUACUUCCUUUAUUGUAGCACAAACAUGCAUAUCGUAAUGUAAAUAAAAUGCUCUAGCUAUUGAGACUGCAAUUUUAGCGGGUUAUCUCCGUUUCGACAAACUCGUUUGCGCUACUGUCUAUGCGACGGUAGGCAAGCGAUGCGGGGAUUAGGGGCGGAGUAUCGGUAACGUUACCGGGUGGCAAUGGCGGACGGUCUGGCGGAGGGCACUGGAGAGAGAGCUCGAGACAGUGGAACGAUGGAAUCAUUGUUGUCACCCAGCUUGUAGGCAACGACGCAACCGGCGAGUCUCGCACAUCGGGACCAACAAGACCAUGAGGAUUGCCGGUCCUGGGACGAUGGGUUCCCUCUCUGCUUGACCCGCUCUGACCAGGACGGUGUGUGUGUGUGUGUCAGCGUCACGGUGUGUGUGUGUGCAGCGGGGGUCAUGGAGUACCACAGUGGUAGCCUGCCCCUGCUUGGGAGACCCCGUUACUGCCCCGGCAGUGCCACGGGAGGCUACCUGUGUGAGACUGGACACUGCUGCGGAGACACUGGCUGCUGUACCUACUACUAUGAGCUGUGGUGGUUCUGGCUGCUGUGGACGGUACUGAUCCUGUUCAGCUGCUGCUGUGCGUAUCGUCACCGCCGGGCCAAGCUGAGGGGCCAGCAGGAGCAGAGAGACACCAGCCUGCUGGCCUGCCACGGCCCCGCCCUCUACUCCUCCUCCAUGCUGGACCUCAGUUUCCUGGCCUCUCUGAAGCUGCCCACCUAUGAGGAGGUGGCAGCCCAGCCCAGCACCCCCCCGCCUCCCUACAGCGCCGUGUUCGCCUCCCAGGGGGGCGCUGCUCGCUUCCCCCAGCCCCCGCGCCACCCUGGCCCCCACCCUGGCCCCCACCCUGGCCCCAGCGAUGGCCCCUCCUCCUUCAGCUCUGACAACAGCUCCAGCUGCUCCUGCGACUCCUGCUGCCCCUCCUCCCCCUGUAGCUCCUCCCUCUCCGCCCCUGUCACCUACGAGACGGACACAAGCCACGCCUCCACUCCCAGCGAUGCCACUCCCCUGCCGCUUGAAGCUGUCAUGGAGACCGCCAUCACAGUGACCACUGAGAUGGACCCGGACGCCAACAGCAGCAUGACCGUUGCCGAGGUAACUGUUGCUACAGUGGCCGGUGAUGUUGACCUGCCAAGGGAUGCUAUUCAGGAUGCAACCAUGGUAACUGUCACCAUAACAGAGGUUACCAUGACGGAUGCUGUGGCUGUGAUGACCAGUGCGCCUGAAAAGACUAUGGCUGCACACCCAAGCAUGGCUGCCUCCCCUGCCUCCUCCAUGCAGGACCCCCCACACUCCCCCACCUCCUGCCCUAGCAACCCUGCCCCCCCAGACCAAGCAGCCCCCACCUUCGCCCCUGUGUCUCAGCUGACUCUCUCACCUGACCCAACCCCAGCCUCAACCCCAGCCUCAAUCCCAGCCUCAGCCUCAACCCCAGCUUCAGCUCCAGCCCCAGUCUUGAUCCAAACACCAGCACCAAACAAACCGCAAGAACCAGCGCUUGAAGAGCAUCCUAACAUGGCACCAAAUACACCAGCCCCAGCCUCAGCCCCAGCCUCAGCCCCAUCCCCAGCCUCAGCUUUAGCCUCAGCUUUAGCCCCAGUCCCAGCUCCAGCCUCAACCCCAGCCCCAGCCCUCUCUUUGUUGACCCCCCUGGUCCCCCUGACAGAAGCCCCCCCCCCCUCCCCCCGGGCCUCGGUCUCCCCCCCCAAGCAGACUCUGUUCUCCCCCUGCGUGGACGUGUACGAGGCCGCCCCCCCCACCUGGGAGGGGGAGGAGGGGGAGGAGGACGUGGGGGCAGAUGAGAGCCAGUACCGCCACAGACGACUGACCGGAGACUCCGGCAUCGAGGUGUGUCGCUGUCAGGUGGAGAGGGAGGAGGAGGAGGAGGAGGAGGAGGAGGGGGAGGGGGAGGAGGAGGAGGGGGGAGGCAGGAGAGGGGGAGGUGAUGGAGGAGGGAGUGAGGUCAUUCAGGUACAUGACAGUGUUGACUGUCUAAUCGCUAGGGGUCAGGGGUCAGGGGUGGGGCUAACCCUCUGUAGCCCCGCCCCUACCACACCAGUGGGUGAGGAGGGUGCUGUGGUGGUUGUUGUGGAGACUGUGUGACUGACAGGUGGACUGGUCCUCUUGUAAGAGUUCAGGGUGAGCUGGUGCCAGGGAGGGCAGCUGUGUGUGAGCUGCACAUCUCCUGGGGAACGAUGAACACCCAGAGGAGCCCCAUCUGUCUAGGGUGUGUGAGUGCGUGUGUGUGUGUGUGUGUGUGUGUGUGGGGAGAGGGAGAGAGAGAGAGAGUUUGUGAGUUACACAACCAGCUAAACAAAGAGUCUAAACACAUUAACACAGAACAGAAGAUGUGAAAAUGCCAAAUUCUCUCUUAAUGCCCCCGCCCUCGCCCCCCUCCCCCUAACAACAACAGCUGCUGUGUGACAUCAUCUGCUCAUCUCUCCUACUGAAACCUCACACACACCAGCCAGCCUCUACACACACACACACACACACACACUGAGAUGAGCAAGCAAGACUGUAGAUUUAGGUGGUGUGCGUAUAUGUGUGUGUGUGAGGGCUCCUUUAAACUAGGUCCUAUGGCAGGUUAACUGCAUAACUAACCCAGCUGGCUCUGGCCAAGCACAAGUUCUAGAAACAGCAGGAGAAGUCCUUCACUGCUUGAGAAGGUCCAGAUGGCUCCAGGGUUCUAGAGUUCUAGAGUUCUGAAGGGGGUUCUAGAAUUCUGAAGGGGGUUCCAGAGUUCCGAAGGGGGUUCCAGAGUUCUGAAGGGAGUGAGAGGGUAUAGAGUUCUGAAGAGAACAGGUUGUUUAUGAGAUGACUGUCCAGCAGGUGCUGUAUGUCACACACCUCUGUCACAAGAAUGUGUGUGUGUGUGUGUGUGUGUGUGUGUGUGUGUGUGCGUGAGUAAUAUACAUGUAUGUACAUGAACAUGUGUAGUCAUGAAUGUUCCAUACCUUUGGAUAUUGUUGGAAUACAGAUAUUAUACUGGUGAUGUUUAUAAGUAAGGCCCAUGUGGAGGUGUACUUAGUGGGACUGAUUGCAGAGUGUAGUACAUUAGGGAGCAGGAUGUAGGAGCUAGGGAGCAGGGUGUAGGGGCUAGGGAGCAGGAUGUAGGGGCUAG
Messenger RNA from Hypomesus transpacificus, 3351 nucleotides. Its product is annotated as vegetative cell wall protein gp1-like. The transcript has 5 exons. The coding region runs from base 624 to 2330 and encodes 568 amino acids. Lineage: Eukaryota; Metazoa; Chordata; Actinopteri; Osmeriformes; Osmeridae. The record is from RefSeq and is a predicted model, not a curated record.